AUGUGGUAUGGUGCUACUGGACAAGGGAAAAAAAAUUUCAACCAUACCCAAUGUUGGGAGGUGGUGAAGCAUUGUAAGAGAUUUAGCAUUAUUCCAACGGCUCCAACGGUGGUGUUAAACGAGACGCCAUUCCAUGAUUCACAAGCUUCGGAUUCGCCUAUGGAAUCCCCUAUGAGUGAAGACUCACCCAUUGAAAAGGAGCCGAGGCCUAUUGGGAGGAAGGCGGCGAAGGCAAAGCGAGGAAUUAAUUCUACGAGUAAUACCUCUAAAUUUUUGGAGGAAAUUGCAAGGCAAAGCGCCUUGAGAAUUGAAAUAGACAAGAAAGUCCAAGAAGAUGAUAAGGCAAUGACAAUAGAAUUUGCUAAAUAA
Messenger RNA from Prunus armeniaca (apricot), 369 nucleotides. Lineage: Eukaryota; Viridiplantae; Streptophyta; Magnoliopsida; Rosales; Rosaceae. The record is from the annotation of a GenBank genome assembly.